Messenger RNA from Hirsutella rhossiliensis, 6492 nucleotides. RefSeq names its product sec63 brl domain-containing protein. Gene Ontology annotation, molecular function: ATP binding; nucleic acid binding. NCBI's taxonomy places the organism in Eukaryota, Fungi, Ascomycota, Sordariomycetes, Hypocreales, Ophiocordycipitaceae. The coding region runs from base 1 to 6492 and encodes 2163 amino acids. The record is from RefSeq and is a predicted model, not a curated record. Gene Ontology annotation, cellular component: nucleus. The transcript is spliced from 4 exons.
AUGUCGGAACCCCAUCGCGAUGUCUCCCAGUACAAGUACUCGGCCAUGUCCAACCUGGUCCUCCAGGCGGACCGUCGGUUUGUCACACGACGUACCGACGAGGCCACGGGCGAUCCCGAAUCACUUGCUGGGCGGCUGAGCAUCAAGGACAUGGGCGGUCGGGUCGCGCGAGACUCGGCACCCAAGCAGAAGAAACAGAGUGGCAUGCCCGACGUUGAGAGGGGAAGCCUUCAAGACGGAGGGGAUAUCCUGCUUCGCGAGCAGCGAAAGCGCAAGGCGGAAGCAUCGCAAGCGGCAACGGGGCUGCUCGGUGCCAAUGAAGCCCUGAUAGAGGGCAUCACAUACCGCCCUCGAACAGCGGCAACGCGAGCCAUCUUUAACCUGAUUCUCACCUCGGUGGCGAGCAAUUUGGGAGAUGUCCCUCACGAGGUUAUUCGCAGCGCCGCCGACGCAGUCUUGGAAUACCUGAAGGACGACGACUUGAAGGAUCUUGACAAAAAGAGGGAAAUCGACGAUAUCCUUGGCGCGACUCUCGCCCCCAAACAGUUCAACGAGCUGGUGAAUCUGGGAAAAAAGAUCACGGACUACGACGCUCAGGAUGAAGAGGACGCCGACAUGGAUGACGCCGAGGGCGAAGCCGAAAUCGAUGAGCGCCAAGGUGUCGCCGUGACCUUUGACGAGGAGGACGAAGACGCCGUUGCCGACGAAGUGCACGAGGUCCUGUCCGAGAGCGAUGCGGGCGAUGAAGACGAAGCUGAGGACCAAGAUGUGGCCGAGGCUGAUGCGACAGCCCCAGACGAAGCGAUGGCCAUUGAUGCGGAUGCUUCGGGAGCCAAAAGCAAGGAGGAUGAGAAGCAUUCAGUGUCCGCGCGGGACAUUGACGCCUUUUGGCUGCAACGGCAAAUUGGAACUCUAUAUCCCGAUGCGCACGAACAGACCGAUAAAACGAAAGCCGCCCUGCGAAUUCUAUCUGGCGAGCCCGACGUGACGGACGGCGAAGAGAAAUCGCUCCGAGAGAUUGAAAACGACCUCAUGGAACUAUUUGACUUUGAACAUCACGAGCUGGUCCACAAGCUCGUCGAAAAUCGGGAAAAGGUUUACUGGCUCACGAAGCUGGCUCGGGCCGAGACCGCCCAGGAGCGCGCCGACCUCGAAAGGGAGAUUGCGUCAGAGGGACUCCAAUGGAUUCUGAGCGAACUCCGAGGCGAGGGCACUGUGGAUGACGGGAAGAAACGGAAGAUGGACAUCAAGAUGGACAUUGAUGUGCCCGUGUCCAUGCCCAAGAAGACCAUUAACUUGGACAAUUUGGUGUUUGACCAGGGAAAUCACUUGAUGACGAACCCAAAAGUCAGGCUGCCGGAGGGCUCGACCAAACGGACCUUCAAGGGCUACGAGGAGAUCCACGUCCCGCCUCCGAAGAAGCGGAACGAGCCUGAUGACAUCUCGAUACCCAUCACCGAUAUGCCCGAGUGGGCUCGAGGCCCCUUCAGCACGGCCAAGUCGCUCAACAAGAUCCAGUCAAAAUGCUUCCCUUGUGCCUUUGAGGACGACGGCAACAUGCUCAUUUGCGCGCCCACGGGCAGUGGAAAAACAAACGUCGCCAUGCUGACCAUUCUGCGAGAGCUGGGCAAGAACCGCGACCCAAACACGGGCGACAUUGACCUCGACGCCUUCAAGAUCGUCUAUAUCGCCCCCCUCAAGGCCCUGGUUCAGGAACAGGUCGGAAACUUUGGGAAGCGACUCGAGCCCUACGGAGUACGGGUGUCAGAGUUGACAGGCGAUCGCCAACUCACCAAGCAGCAAAUCGCCGAGACGCAGAUCAUCGUGACGACGCCCGAGAAAUGGGAUGUUAUCACCAGAAAGGCCAACGACCUCUCUUAUACCAAUCUUAGCAUCGUCGGCAGGACCAUUCGCAAGACUGAGCAGACUGGUGAGCCGGUGCGGCUCGUUGGGUUGUCCGCCACCCUCCCCAACUACCGCGACGUGGCGAGCUUCCUGCGAGUCGACAACAACAAGGGCCUGUUCCAUUUCGAUGGCUCCUUUAGGCCCUGUCCCCUUCGCCAGGAGUUUGUCGGUGUGACGGAUCGCAAGCCCAUCAAGCAGUUGAAGGCGAUGAAUGACGUGACCUACAACAAAGUGAUGGAGCACGUCGGGACCAACAGGAACCAGAUGCUCAUCUUCGUCCACUCGCGGAAAGAAACGGCGAAAACGGCAAGGUACAUCCGAGACAAGGCUCUCGAGAUGGACACGAUCAAUCAGAUUCUCCGACACGACGCGGGAAGCCGGGAAGUGCUCAACGAGGCAUCGAGUCAGGCAACGGACGCAGACCUCAAGGACAUUCUGCCGUAUGGGUUUGGCAUCCACCACGCCGGAAUGAACCGCAUCGACAGGACGGACGUGGAAGACUUGUUUGCCCGGGGCGCCAUCCAAGUGCUCGUGUGCACGGCAACUCUCGCCUGGGGCGUAAACUUGCCGGCCCAUACUGUCGUUAUCAAGGGGACACAGGUGUAUUCGCCAGAGAAGGGUAGCUGGGUCGAACUGAGCCCCCAGGACGUCCUUCAGAUGCUCGGUCGUGCGGGACGACCGCAGUUCGACACAUACGGAGAGGGCAUCAUCAUCACGACCCAGAGCGAGAUCCAGUACUACCUGUCGCUCCUGAAUCAGCAACUCCCCAUCGAGAGUCAGUUCGUCAGCAAGCUGGUGGAUAACCUCAAUGCCGAAAUCGUUCUUGGCAACGUCAGGACCCGCGACGAGGGAGUCGAGUGGCUGGGAUACACGUACCUUUUUAUCCGAAUGCUCCGAUCUCCCGGCUUGUACCAGGUGGGCGCUGAGUAUGAGGACGACGGCGCACUCGAGCAGAAGCGUGUCGAUCUCAUCCACUCUGCUGCAAUGGUUCUCAGGCAGUCCAACCUCAUCAAGUACGACGAAAAGACUGGAAAGCUACAGUCGACCGAGCUCGGCCGGAUUGCCUCACACUACUACAUCACCCACGGCUCCAUGAACACGUACAACAACCUAAUUCAGCCGUCCAUCAACAGCAUCGAGCUCUUCCGAGUCUUUGCUCUCAGCGCCGAGUUCAAGUACAUACCAGUACGGCAGGACGAGAAGCUGGAGCUGGCGAAGCUACUGAGCAGAGUUCCCAUUCCGGUGAAAGAGAGCAUCGAGGAGUCCCAUGCCAAGAUCAAUGUCCUUCUGCAGGCCUACAUCUCUCGACUCAAGCUUGACGGCCUGGCGCUCAUGGCGGACAUGGUGUAUGUGACGCAAAGCGCCGGGCGAAUCUUGCGGGCGAUAUUCGAGAUAUGUCUCAAGAAGGGCUGGGCGUCCGUAGCCAAAACCGCUCUGGACUUGUGCAAGAUGGCGGAGAAGCGCAUGUGGCCGACCAUGUCGCCUUUGCGUCAAUUCCCCAGCUGCCCGCGAGAUAUUGUCCAAAAGGCCGAGAGGAUAGACGUGUCGUGGAGGAGCUACUUCGACUUGGAUCCCCCACGUAUGGGUGAACUCUUGGGCAUGCCCAAAGCCGGCCGCACAGUCUGCGGCUUCGUGGCCAAGUUCCCGCGACUCGAGGUUCAGUCCCAGGUCCAGCCCAUGACGAGGUCCAUGCUCAGAAUGGAGCUCACCAUUACCCCCAACUUUGAGUGGGACGACAGUGUACACGGUGCGGCCGAGAACUUCUGGAUCCUCGUUGAGGACUGCGAUGGCGAAGACAUUCUCAUCAGCGACACGUUUCUGCUACGGAAGGAAUAUGCCCAGGCCGAGUCCAACGAACACGUUGUGGAUUUCACGGUUCCAAUCACGGACCCGAUGCCACCCAACUACUUCGUCUCAGUCAUCUCGGACCGGUGGAUGCAUUGCGAGACGAAACUCGCCGUCCCCUUUCACAAGCUCAUCCUCCCCGAGAGGUUCCCUCCUCACACCGAGCUUCUCGAGCUGCAGCCGCUCCCCGUGACUGCCCUCAAAGUGCAGAGCUACGUUGACCUGUAUCCAGGCUGGAAGCAGUUCAACAGGAUCCAGACGCAAACCUUCAACUCUCUCUUCAAUGGUGACCAGAACGUCUUUGUCGGAGCUCCCACGGGAAGCGGCAAGACUGUUUGCGCCGAGUUUGCGCUGCUUCGUCACUGGGCCAACGCCGAGGCUGGACGGGCCGUCUACAUCGCGCCCUUCCAGGAGCUGGUCGACUCUCGCCUCCAGGAUUGGCAGAAGCGCUUGGCCCACCUGAAUGGCGGCAAGGAGAUUGUCAAGCUGACGGGCGAGACGGCGACCGAUCUCAAGCUUCUGGAGAGGGGCGACUUAAUCCUGGCGACGCCGGUGCAGUGGGACGUCUUGUCAAGACAGUGGAAGCGCCGGAAGAACGUCCAGACGAUUCAACUCUUCAUCGCAGACGACGUGCAUCUGCUCGGAGGCCACAUGGGCUACGUGUACGAGAUUAUCGUUUCUCGCAUGCACUAUAUCCGGACUCAAACCGAGCUUCCUAUGAGAAUCGUCGCACUCAGCGUUUCGCUGGCUAACGCGCGGGAUAUUGGAGAAUGGAUUGAUGCUAAGAAGCAUGAAAUCUACAACUUUGGCCCCCACGUUCGGCCCGUGCCGCUCGAACUGCACAUCCAAUCCUUCUCGAACCCUCACUUCCCCUCGCUCAUGCUCUCCAUGGCCAAGCCCGCCUACUUGGCCAUCACUCAGAUGUCGCCAGACAAGCCAGCCAUGAUUUUCGUGCCGAACCGGAAGCAGACUCGGAGCACGGCGCGGGACCUGAUGGCCGCCUGCGUCAUUGACGACGAUGAGGAUCGUUUCCUUCACGCCGAGGUGGAGCAGAUGCGGCCCUUGCUUGAUCGCAUUCAUGAAGAGGCUCUCGCGGAGGCAUUGUCGCACGGCAUUGGCUACUACCACGAGGCCCUGAGCCAGAGCGACAAGCGCAUCGUCAAGCACCUUUACGACAAUGGCGCCAUCCAGGUCCUGGUGGCGUCCCGAGACGUCUGCUGGGAGCUGACGAGCACUGCCCAUGUCGUCAUCGUCAUGGGAACUCAGUUCUUUGAUGGCCGGGAGCAUCGAUAUGUGGACUAUCCCCUCAGCGAGGUGCUCCAAAUGUUUGGAAAGUCGCUGCGCCCUGCUAAAGAUGGCCGGACCCGCGGCGUGCUCAUGCUGCCGCAGGUGAAGCGUGAUUACUACAAGAAGUUCCUCAACGAGGCUCUCCCGGUGGAGUCGCACCUCCACAACUAUCUGCACGAUGCCUUUGUCACCGAGAUCAGCACCAAGAUGAUUGAGGCUGGUGACGACGCCAUCAACUGGACAACCUUUACCUACUUCUACCGUCGGCUGUUGGCAAACCCGAGCUACUAUGGCCUUGCGAGCACGACGCAUGAGGGUCUGAGCAACUUCAUGUCGGACCUUGUGGAGACGACGCUGCGCGAACUGGGCGAGUCCAAAAUCAUCGACUUUGAUGAAGACGACGGCACGGUGGCGCCACACAACGCGGCCAUGAUAGGCGCCUACUACAACAUCUCGUACAUCACGAUGCAGACGUUCCUGCUGUCCCUCAGCGGUCGCACGAAGCUCAAGGGCAUCUUGGAAAUCGUGACGUCGGCCACCGAGUUCGAGUCGAUCCAGGUUCGCAGGCACGAGGAGAGACUCCUUCGGCGCAUCUACGACCGUGUCCCCGUGAAGAUGUCGCAGGCGGUCUAUGACUCGCCUCAUUUCAAGGCGUUUGUAUUGCUUCAGGCUCAUUUCUCGCGGAUGCAGCUCCCCAUCGAUCUGGCCAAAGAUCAAGAGGUGCUCUUGUCACGAGUGCUCAGUCUUCUUAGCGCCGUCAUUGACAUUCUCUCGUCUGACGGCCACCUCAAUGCCACGAAUGCCAUGGAGAUGUCGCAAAUGGUUGUGCAGGCAAUGUGGGACCGCGACAGCCCUCUCAAGCAGAUUCCUCACUUUAACCCUGAGGUGGUCAAGGUGGCAAACGAAUUCGGCAUCAAGGACAUUUACGAAUUCAUGGAGGGCAUGAACCCCGAAGAGAACCCCGAUUACGAAAAGGUUGUCAAGCGCCUGGGCCUGUCGCCGAGUCAAUUGGCGCAGGCGGCGGAAUUCACAAACGAUAAGUAUCCGGACCUGGAGCUCGAGCAUGAGGUGAUGGACGAGGACGAGAUCAGGGCUGGUGAGCCGGCGUACCUAAACGUCAAGAUGACGAGGAACGUCGAGGACGGAGAUGAGGGAGAGUACGACUCGACGGUGCACGCGCCUUUUUACCCGACGAAGAAGAUGGAGAACUGGUGGCUGGUGGUUGGCGAGGAGAAGAGCCGCAAUCUCUUGGCCAUCAAGCGAGUCACGAUCGGGCGCGAGCUCAGGGUGCGCCUCGAGUACACGGUACCGGCGGCUGGCGAGCACAACCUGAAGCUCCUGUUGAUGAGCGACAGCUACAUCGGGGUCGACCAGGAACGGGAGUUUACGGUGACGGCCGCUGAAGGGAUGGACGUGGACGACGAGGACGAGGCUGAGGACGAGGACGAGGGAUAG